GAAGCAACGGAAAAAAUGGCAUCCAACUUCAGGCAAAAUCUCCUGUCUUUGCUCUGUUUUUGGACACUAAUACCUCUGUUUCUCAAACAGUCAAUGGCAGUCGAUACCUUAAAAGCAGGCCAGUCCAUUAACGAUACUCAAUUCAUUGUUUCAGCCACACAGAAGUUUGAAUUGGGUUUCUUCACUGAACCCAAAUCCUCAAAUUUCAAGUACUUGGGAAUAUGGUAUAAAGAAAUUCCCGACGUGGUUGUUUGGGUGGCAAACAGAGAUAAACCAAUUAUAAACUCCUCUGCCACUUUGAAUAUCAAUGGAGAUGGAAACUUAGUUCUUGUAAAUCAAACAGGUGAAGCUUUUUGGUUUUCAAAUUCUUCAAGAUCAGUUAAAAACGCCAUUGCCCAGCUGCUGGAUACAGGUAAUUUUGUGAUAAGAGAUUCGACUUCAGAGUCUGAAAAUUACGUGUGGCAGAGCUUUGAUUACCCAUUUGAUACUCUGUUACCGGGGAUGAAGCUCGGGUGGGACUUGAAAACAGGUUUAAACAGAAAGUUAAUAUCAAGGAGAAGUCAAAUGGAUCUAUCUUCAGGAAAACUCAGCUAUGGGAUUAACACAGACGGGCUUCCUCAACUUAUGGUUCGUGAAGGAAACAAGACAAUGUUUAGAGGGUGGCCAUGGUUUGGGGAUGGUUUUAGGCGGAGUAGGUCACAAGAGGCAAAUUUCGUGUAUAAUACUUCACUUGAGAUAUCAUUUUCAUAUAGCAACGAUCCAGAUAAUGAGCCUUCAAGAGUUGUGUUGGAUUCAAGUGGGUUUGUUGUACACUAUGUGUGGAGCAAAAGGGACGAAAAUUGGCACUCAUCUUACACGUUUGAAGGAUCUGGGUGCAACAGCUAUGAAUUAUGUGGGAAUUUUGGUCUCUGUAGCUCUGUUUUAGUAGCGAGUUGUGGUUGUUUAGAUGGGUUUGAACGAAAGCCAAACCAAAAUAUUUCAGAUGGGUGUGUGAGAAAGGAUCCAGAAACCUGCAGAAAAGGAGAGGGAUUUAGAAAGAUAAGUAAUGUGAAAUGGCCAGAUUCAAGUGGGGAGUUUGUGAAAAUCAAAUUGGGCACUCAAAAUUGCGAGAAGGAGUGUUUGAACAAUUGUUCUUGCUUGGCUUAUGGUGCAUUGAAAAUUCCAGGAAUUGGGGCUUCCUGUGUAAACUGGUUUGGGAAAUUGAUUGAUAUUAGAUUUAAUCGUGAUGCUGGAACUGGAGAAGAUCUGUUUGUGAGAGUAGCCGCUUCAGAAUUAGAAUCAAGUAACAAGAAGAGUGGAGUUGCGGUGGUUGUGGCAAUGGUAAUCAUAUCAAUACUAAUCUUCUUGGCUUUAAUCAGCUGGUUUAUCAUCAGAAGAGUAAGAAGAAGUGCAAGAGGAAUUUUAGACAAAGGAGCUGUGAUGAUUGAAGCUCUAAUUGAAGAAAAUGAACUUGAAAUGCCAAUUGGUUUAAUAGAAGGAGCAACAGAUCAUUUUUCCAUUUCCAAUAAGAUAGGAGAAGGAGGUUUUGGGCCAGUUUAUAAGGGAAAACUCCCAUCUGGCCAUGAAAUUGCUGUUAAAAAACUAGCAGAAAGAUCUCGUCAAGGAAUACAAGAGACUGAUAGAUCUUGGGAUAAAACUGUUAAAAUAGAUGAACGAAGACGUUCGUUGCUCAAUUGGCCAAUGAGAAUUGAUAUCAUAGUUGGUAUUGCUCGAGGACUUCUUUAUCUCCAUCGAGAUUCAAGACUUCGAAUAAUCCAUAGGGAUCUUAAAGCUGCCAAUAUUUUAUUAGAUAGUGAAAUGAAGCCAAAGAUCUCAGACUUCGGCAUUGCACGGAUGUUUGGUGAAGAUCAAACUGAGACAAAAACAAAAAGAGUUGUUGGGACUUUUGGCUAUAUGUCUCCAGAAUAUGUAAUAGAUGGCUGCUUUUCAUUCAAAUCCGAUGUUUUCAGCUUUGGAGUUAUGCUUUUGGAAAUAGUUAGUGGUAAAAAGAACCAACAUUUUUUUCACACUGAACAUCAUCAACUAAAUCUUCUUGGACAUGUGUGGAAACUUUGGAAUGCAGGAAGGGCAUUGGAAUUUGUAGAUGAGACAUUGAGAGAUCAGAUUGAAGAAUAUGAAACACUAAAAUACAUAAAUAUUGGACUUUUAUGUAUUCAAGGACGUCCAGAGAAAAGACCAACUAUGUCAUCUGUGCUUUCCAUGUUAGAGAAUGAUAAUAUGGAAUUCAUAUCUCCAGGGCGACCAGGAUUCUACGAAGAAAGAUUUGAAUGGUUUGAUGCUGAUAGUUCACCACCACUAGAUGUUAAAUUAACUUCUAGUUCAAACAAUGUUGUUACUGUUACCUUAUUUGAUGGUCGAUAAAGGACCUGUGAAUACAUUCUUAAAACUUAUGUUCUAGUUUAGUAAUAAUAAUUGUUAUUGGUUUCCUUUGUAGAGAAAAAUCCCAUACAUUAAGUUAAAGGACUUAGAGGCCUAAUAUUGAUAGCAUUGAAAUUGAAAGUGUGAUAUCUAAUUCUGCUUAAUUUGGCAAUAAUUUUUACAUUUCAA
Messenger RNA from Cucumis sativus (cucumber), 2547 nucleotides. RefSeq names its product receptor-like serine/threonine-protein kinase SD1-8. The record is from RefSeq and is a predicted model, not a curated record. The transcript is spliced from 7 exons. Bases 16 to 2361 code for a protein of 781 amino acids. NCBI's taxonomy places the organism in Eukaryota, Viridiplantae, Streptophyta, Magnoliopsida, Cucurbitales, Cucurbitaceae. Gene Ontology annotation, biological process: recognition of pollen; protein phosphorylation. Gene Ontology annotation, molecular function: protein serine/threonine kinase activity; ATP binding.